Lodderomyces margitis is the source of this 681-nucleotide messenger RNA. RefSeq names its product adenylate kinase. Bases 1 to 681 code for a protein of 226 amino acids. Gene Ontology annotation, cellular component: cytoplasm; mitochondrion. Gene Ontology annotation, molecular function: ATP binding; AMP kinase activity. The record is from RefSeq and is a predicted model, not a curated record. The transcript has a single exon. Lineage: Eukaryota; Fungi; Ascomycota; Pichiomycetes; Serinales; Debaryomycetaceae. Gene Ontology annotation, biological process: nucleobase-containing compound metabolic process.
AUGUUGAAACCGACAAGAUUGUUACUAUUAGGUGCACCUGGAUCAGGAAAAGGUACCAUCUCGAAAAGGCUUUUGAAAAAGUUUACCCAUUUGCAAUAUAUAUCCUCGGGGGACGUUUUGAGAUCGCAAAUCGCCAGUGGGACAGAGAUUGGACGUAGCGCGGAAAAAUACUUGAAGAAUGGAGCGUUGGUGCCGGACCCUGUGAUGGUGCGGUUGAUUACAGAUCAGUUGCAGACCCAUAAUUGGUUGAAUCGUGGCGCAAGCUGGCUAUUAGAUGGGUUCCCAAGGACGAGCAACCAGGCAGACCAAUUGAACGAUGUGUUGGAUAAGUAUAACUCAAACUUGAAUUUGGUUAUCGAAUUGGAUGUUGAUCAAAAGAUUAUAUUGAACAGGAUAGAGUCGAGAUAUGUUCAUUUACCAAGUGGGAGAAUAUACAGCUUGGAUUAUAAUCCACCCAAGGUGCCAUUUAAGGAUGAUGUCACUGGAGAACCUUUGGUGAAGAGGGAAGAUGACAAUGCCAAAGUCUUUCAAAAGAGAUUGGACAAGUACAAUGAAAAGAUUGGUGCACUACGCGAGUUUUAUCAGGAGAGAGGUGUGUGGAGGGUUGUUUCGGGAAACACCAGCGACAUCAUCUACCCUCAAGUUGAGAAGUUGUUGCUUAAUAGAAGCGCUACCGGAUAA